Molecule: messenger RNA, 2552 nt
Organism: Drosophila guanche
Lineage: Eukaryota; Metazoa; Arthropoda; Insecta; Diptera; Drosophilidae
Gene: PolI
Product: DNA polymerase iota
Exons: 3
Coding region: 246-2510 (754 amino acids)
Biological process (GO): translesion synthesis
Molecular function (GO): DNA-directed DNA polymerase activity; damaged DNA binding
Source: RefSeq, a predicted model, not a curated record
UGUUUACACGACUACGCAGUCGACAUAUAAUAGCAUGCCAUUUACGUACCACUAGUGCUGGAUCCGUGUGAGACACAUCCGCGUCCGGAGAAAUUCUGGUGUUUUCUCGACUAUUAACUAAUGCGUCAUCGCAGCAACAACAUAAAAAUGUGCAAUAUUGUUGUUAAAAAACAUUUUUAGCCGGCACACGCUUCAGAGCCGUGUCUACGUCAAUCGUUUUCCAUGUUUCGGCCGCGCUUUGAAUCAUGGAUUUCACCAGCGUGCUGGCAAAGAGCGAAGCGCAUCAGCGCACCAUUGUACACCUCGACAUGGACUACUUUUACGCCCAGGUGGAGGAGAUACGGAACCCCACGCUGCGCACAAAAGCCUUGGGCAUACAGCAGAAGAGUAUUGUGGUCACCUGCAACUAUGUGGCGAGGGCUCAAGGCGUGCACAAGCUCAUGCUCGUCGAGGACGCCCUGCAAGUGUGCCCGGAUUUGGUCUUGGUCAAUGGCGAAGACCUGACGCCAUACCGUCUCAUGUCGCAGAAGAUCUUCGAUUUGCUCCUCAACUACACUCCCAUGGUGGAAAAGCUCGGAUUCGAUGAGAACUUUAUGGAUGUGUCGGCCCUGGUGGAACUGCGGCAAGCCCAUGCCGCCGAGGCGCAACAAAAGCCGCCAGUUGGACACACCUAUCCGGCCGAUGGCACACUGUUGACCACCUGUUCCUGCGGCUGUGCCCAGCGCCUGGCCAUUGGCACCCGCAUUGCUCAGGAAAUACGGGAGGAGCUGAAGCUGCGGCUGGGCAUAACCUGUUGCGCCGGAAUCUCCUACAACAAGCUAUUGGCCAAACUGGUGGGCAGCAGCCACAAGCCCAACCAGCAGACCGUCCUGGUGUCCACAUAUGCGGAGCAGUUCAUGAGGGAGCUAUACGAUCUGAAGCGUGUGACGGGUAUUGGCCAGAAAACACAAUGCCUGCUCCUCGAGGCGGGCAUGUCUACGAUUGAGCAGCUGCAGCAGUGUGACAUGGAUGUUAUGCGCAAGAAGUUUGGCUUCGAGACAGCCACCAAGCUGAGGGACUUGGCAUUUGGUCGCGACUCGAGUACGGUACGUCCCACCGGCAAGCCGAAAACCAUUGGCAUGGAGGACGCCUGCAAGCCCAUAUCAGUGUGCACAGAUGUGGAGGAGCGUUUCCGCAUGCUACUCAUCAGGCUAAUCGAACAGGUGGCAGAAGAUGGACGCAUACCGAUUGCCAUUAAAGUUGUGCUGAGGAAAUAUGAUUCACAGAAGAAAAGCAGUCACCGUGAGACGAAGCAGGCAAACAUUUUGCCUUCCCUGUUUAAGACCUCCAUGUGCGCCGGCGAGAUGGGAGUGUGCAAAGUGCAGCUGGCGGAUGGGGCACAGGAUAAGCUGCUGAAGAUCGUAAUGCGACUGUUUGAGCGCAUUGUGGAUCUAAAUAAGCCAUUCAAUAUCACCCUAAUUGGAUUGGCCUUCUCCAAGUUCCAAGAGCGCAAAGUUGGCUCCUCGUCCAUAGCCAAUUUCCUCAUCAAGAAGGCAGAUCUGGAGGUGCAGGCAAUAACGUCGCUGACCAACACGAGUCUCACAAGUCCAACCGCAGAGAGUCCGACCUCCGAUGAGACGGCAUUCCGCUCCUCGCCGACCACCUUCAAGCCAAGUGAUCAAUUCUAUAGGCGACGCGCCACCACAGCCUCGCCCAUCCCCAUGCUGCUGGAUAAUGGCUCUGAGUCGGCGGCAACCAAUUCGGACGUUUCGGACUUCUCCGAAACCGAAGUGGAGCCAUCGCCAAAGAAGAGCCGCAUCGGUCGCAUGCUGGUCUCGAAGCGCAGUCGCUUAGCGGUGGAUGUGAUGGACACCGCUGCCGAUGUGGCGUCUCCCAGCAAGCUGCGUGUCUGUGAUCUGCGUCUCAACUCUCGUGACAGCGAAAAGGAUUUUCCCAUGAGUCCCAUUGCCAGCAGCUCCACUCCAUCCACAUCGGCUAGCGGAUGCUCCUCGGUUGCUCCACGAUUCCGGACAAUUCAGCCGCCCAACACGCUUCUAAAUCGGAUUGACGGUAGCCUUUGCUUUAUGGCCACGCGCACAGACCGUCGGAUUAGCUCGAACGCCAGCUCGACAGCCUCGUCGCCACUGCCCUCACCCAUGGAUGAUUCCAUGAGCGCUCCCUGCACGCCGACCGCGACAGCAUCCGAUUCGCUGCCAGGGCCCAACAACAGCUGCACAUCCAGCGAGGCCAGCGUGCACGACGCCAAUGAUGUUCUAACGGAGAUCGCCUGCCCAGCUGGUGUCGAUGCUGAAGUUUUCAAGGAGCUGCCUGUGGAGCUGCAAAACGAAUUGAUUGCUUCCUGGCGCAGUUCUCUGGUGGCAGCAGUGGAGCAGACAGCUGCGGCGGCGGCCACCACAACAGCGAAUAGUGUGGCCACAGCCAGAGCGGGUGCACCAGCAACGGCCAGCGCUGGUGCACGGAAUCGACCCGAGAAGAACACGCUGUAUCGCUAUUUUUUGAGAAAUAAGUGAUGCAGUGCAUCUCCACGCAUCACACAUCGUUUCUAGUUGUAA